This is a messenger RNA of Columba livia (rock pigeon), 1782 nucleotides long. RefSeq names its product sorting nexin 7 (gene SNX7). Gene Ontology annotation, molecular function: phosphatidylinositol binding. The transcript has 9 exons. The record is from RefSeq and is a predicted model, not a curated record. Gene Ontology annotation, biological process: protein transport; endocytic recycling; reticulophagy. Bases 89 to 1438 code for a protein of 449 amino acids. Lineage: Eukaryota; Metazoa; Chordata; Aves; Columbiformes; Columbidae. Gene Ontology annotation, cellular component: phagophore assembly site; early endosome.
CGGGGCCGUGGGCGGGGGAGCGGCGGGCGGCCAAUUGCGGUGCCCCGGGGAGCGGCUCCGGCGGCACCGCCCGCGCUCGCAGAGGAGGAUGGAGGCAGAGGGCCGGGUACCGGGGCCGCCGCUCCCCCCGCCCUCCCCCGGCGGCAGGGGAGGGGCCGGGGCCGAGCCCCCCGCGGGUGCCCCCGGCGCGGCACGGGGGCCGCUACUCGCCGCCGCCGACGUGCUGGCGUUGGACGACGAGGAGGACGACCUGGAGGUGUUCAGCAAGGAUACAUCACUGACUGAGGUAAACUCAUUCAGUCCUUCAGUGCCAAUAUCCCCCUCAUCAAUGAUAAACCAGUAUAAAUUUGAGGAUGAACCAGAAUUAAGAGAUCUCUUCAUUACAGUCGAUGAUCCUGAAAGCCACAUUACAGCCAUUGAAACAUUUAUUACCUACAGAGUAGUCACAAAGACUUCUCGUGGUGAAUUUGACUCUAGUGAAUAUGAAGUUCGAAGACGAUAUCAGGAUUUCCUUUGGUUGAAGAGCAAACUUGAAGAAGCACAUCCGACACUGAUUAUUCCUCCAUUGCCUGAAAAAUUCAUAAUGAAAGGAAUGGUGGAACGAUUUAGUGAUGAAUUCAUUGAGACUCGAAGAAAAGCUUUACAUAAAUUUUUGAACCGUAUUGCUGAUCAUCCAACUUUAACUUUUAAUGAAGACUUCAAAAUUUUUCUUACUGCACAGGCCUGGGAACUUUCCUCGCACAAGAAGCAGGGUCCCGGUUUGCUGAGCAGGAUGGGACAGACCGUCAGAGCUGUAGCAUCCUCAGUAAGAGGAGGAGUUAAAAAUCGUCCUGAAAUAUUUACAGAAAUGAACGAUUAUGUGGAAAUAUUUAGUCAGAAAAUAAAUGUUCUAGACAAAAUAGCUCAUAGAAUUUACAAGGAAGAAAGGGAGUAUUUUAAUGAAAUGAAGGAAUAUGGCCCUAUCCACACACUCUGGUCAGCAUCGGAAGAAGAUAUAGCAGACUCCCUGAAAGGUGUUGCCAGCUGCAUCAACAAGUGUUGCAAGGCCACGGAGAAGCGAAUGGCAGGGCUCUCGGAAAACCUGCUGCCGAUUUUACAUGAAUAUGUUCUCUACAGUGACAUUCUAAUGGGUGUUUUGAAAAGGAGGGACCAAAUUCAAGGCGAGCUUGACUGCCGAGUUGAUGCUUUAGCCAAUAAAAAGACAGAAAAGGACCUGUUCUCAGAAGAGAUUGGGAAACUUGAAGACAAAGUCGAAUGUGCCAAUAAUGCUCUGAAAGCAGAUUGGGACAGGUGGAAGCAAAACAUGCAGUGUGACAUGAGAUCAACGUUCACUAAUGUGGCUGAGAAUAAUCUCCAUUAUUAUGAAGAGUGCCUUGCUACGUGGGAGUCCUUCCUAGCAUCUCAAACAGUGGAUCUUCACGUGGAAGAAGAUUCUUAAGAGAGGCCUUGAGUAAUAUCUCUGCUUGAUCUCUGCCUUUUCCAUGAAGUGUCUCCCAACCAAAGAAGUGCUUUAUAUGACAUCAGAUACAUUAUUAAAUUUAACCGUUAAAACUCAAUGAAAUACAGGAAACCAGCUUAUUUAAAACUCAGGUAUUCUAGUCCUGAAAUACAUUUUGGAACAUGCCAUAUAUUGCUUUAUAUUGCUUAGCUGUGAUUUUACAUAUUUUUAUGCAAGUGUUUGCAUACAAUUGUUUUCAUAAAUAUUGCGUAAUUUGGAUAUAAACUAUUUUAAAUAUGUAAAAAUAGCUCCAUUUUAAUAAAAAGUUUAAUAAGGAAAGCUUA